CCGCCACCACUCAGCCCUUCUCGACCCUUCGCCAAAAAACGACCCUCUUCUCUGCUUCUCCAAGAACAGGGAAUUCAGUAUUUUUUUCCUUCCAUCGCCGUCGUCUCUCUUCUCCCUUCUCUUCUCUCUCGCCAUUCCCUCUGUCUCUCCGUCGACGGCGACGGGGAGGGCUGUGGAACUCGUUGGCAACCCUUCUCUCUCUCGUAUCCCUAUCCUACUCUCUUUUCCUACCCAGCAAUUGAAAUCAAUCGACCUUCGAAACCCUUCUCCUCUUCUCUUGUCGCCGCCAGCAAAGACGACCCGACUGAAGAGACUCCUCAGAGCUUCUCCUCUAGCCGCCGACUCUUACUAUCCUCAAUCCGCCGUAGGUCGCUGAAAAUCGACCGGGGGACCUUCGAUCUAGAGGUCCGCCGCCGGCGAAAGCGACGAUGA
Messenger RNA from Linum tenue, 432 nucleotides. Lineage: Eukaryota; Viridiplantae; Streptophyta; Magnoliopsida; Malpighiales; Linaceae. The record is from the annotation of a GenBank genome assembly.